Messenger RNA from Beauveria bassiana ARSEF 2860, 867 nucleotides. Its product is annotated as AoPex11B-like protein. Gene Ontology annotation, cellular component: peroxisomal membrane. NCBI's taxonomy places the organism in Eukaryota, Fungi, Ascomycota, Sordariomycetes, Hypocreales, Cordycipitaceae. The coding region runs from base 1 to 867 and encodes 288 amino acids. Gene Ontology annotation, biological process: peroxisome fission; regulation of peroxisome size. The record is from RefSeq and is a predicted model, not a curated record. The transcript is spliced from 2 exons.
AUGGCCAAAAAUGUAGACACAUUCAUCGCCUUUGGGGCGGACAUCUUCGCCCUGGAGCGGAUGAUGCGUCUCCUACAGGCCAUUGCCCUGAUCCUGACCUCCUACACCAGCCCCCUCGCGCUCCUGCAGCCGCCCUCGGCCGGCGCCGCUGCGCAGCACCUCGCCACGCGCGCCACGCUCCUCGCGCUGCAGGACUGGCUCAACGUGACGCGGCGCAGUCUGCGCACGUUUUGGUUCCUGCGCGCCUUUGACAGCAGCUACGCGCGGUUCCGCCGCCAGGCCGGCCCGCUCCUCGGCGCCGAGGCGCUGCUCGACGUCGUCGCCGGCUCGCUGCUCGGCGUCUUUGGCCUCCUCGAGACGGCGACGCUGCCAGACAUGCUGGGUAUCCCAGGCCUGGCCGUGUUCGGACCGGACGCGGCGCGGCGGCUCAACGAGCAGGCGCAGCUGUGCUGGCUGCUCGCGCUGCUGGCGGCGUUGCUUGCCGCGGGCGUCAGGGUGUGUCAGCUGUGGGCGGAGCGUGCGGUGCCGGCGGCGGCGGAUUUCGGCGAGGGGAAGGAGGCGGAGGAGGAGGAGGAGGAGGAGGAUGAGAAGGGUGGUAGAGAUGACCUGGUGAAGAAGAAGAAGAAGAAGAAGCGCGGAGUGCAGGAGAAGAGGAGACGGGACAAGGAGGAGGCGGCGAGGAAGACAAAGGCGGAGAUUGCGGCGCUGACGGUCAAGAUGGUCAAUGACACGCUGGACAUGGUUAUUCCGGCCAACUUUUGCGGUUGGUCCAACUUUCACCCGGGACAGGUUGGUGUUGCCAUGGCGAUUACGUCUUUGAUUACGCUACGCGGUCACUGGGAACGUUGUGGCAGGGCCGUACAAUAG